AUGUCACGGAUCUUGAACCCGUUCCAGCUCCUGGAGCUGACCAUCAUGUCGGGUCAGGAACUCCACCAGGUGUCCCGCAAGAUGAAGACCUACGCGGUCGCUUGGAUCCACCCGAACCGCAAGCUGUCCACCCGGGUCGACUCGCUGGGUCACAACCGACCCACAUGGAACGACAAGUUCGUUUUCCGGGUCGACGAGGAAUUCCUCUACAGCGACACCUCCGCGGUCACGAUCGACAUCUACGCCGUCCACUGGUUCCGCGACGUCCUCGUCGGCACCGUCCGGGUGCUCGUCGGCAGCGUCGCCCCUCCCCGGCAGCAGCAGCAAACCCGGCCCAACAAGGUCCUCCGCCAGGGGAACCGGUUCCUCGCGCUCCAGGUCCGCCGCCCGUCGGGUCGCCCGCAGGGCCUCCUCAAUGUCGGCGUCGCCGUGCUGGACAGCUCGAUGCGGAGCAUGCCGCUCUAUUGCGGAUCCUCCGCCGUCGGGUACCGAGAUCUGAUGGGCGAGAAGAAAGGGGACGAGAGCAGCAGCAGCGAUGGGGGAAGCAGCAGCAUGUAUUCGGCAAUCCCUAACAAGAAGCAAUUCUUGCUCCCUUGGAUCCCCACACCCGAAUUGAGGCGGACCAAGAGCGAUUCCAGCUCUAUGCUAGAUCUGCCGCCGACGGGGAAGGGGAAGAAGACGGGGGCGGAUCGAAUCGGCGGCGGCGGAGGAGGGGGUUCCAUGGUGAACGGAAGAUCCAGAGCCGGAUCGAUGUUGACCGGGCUGGAGAGUUACCGGAAUGGUACUAAAUUCAACAAAACCCGUUCCCCCGAUUCCCGAGGGAGUCAAUCGGAUGUCGCCGGUUUGGCUCAGAAGAAGAAGGAUUGCAAAUCGAAUCAGAUCCCCUUACCACCGGGCGCGAAAUUCCUUCACGGGUCAGAUACAAGCUCGUCGGACGGAUUCUCGAACCCGAUGGCGGUCAAGAAGCCGGGCCGUCCGCCGAUUACAGACUCGGAGCUGGGCCCGUCGGCGUCGGAGGUGGCUGCGGCGACGGUGGCGAAGAUCCGGAACUUGAAUUACAAAUGGGAGGAGGAGGGUUCGGACGUCGUGGGCUCGUGGAGCAUGGAGAGCAGCAGCAUGGAGGGGCUGCAAUCGAAGUUGGAACGGUGGCGGACGGAUUUCCCCCCGGUGUACGCCGCCGGGAGUGUGGUCGGGAGCGAUCCGGCGAGCAGCAGCGGCGGCGGGAGCAGCAUGGUCAGCGGACCGGGCGGGGGUAAAAGGAGUGUAGUGAGGCAGGGGAAGGACGGUAAGGGAGCAGGUGGAUUCACGUGCUUGACGAACAUUUGCGGGCUACAGUUCACGAUCGUGUGCGGCGGCGCCGCCGCAGCGAGAAGGACGAAGAAGGCGAAGAAACAGAAAUGGGACAAGAGCAGCUCCAUUUCUAUUUGA
Messenger RNA from Linum tenue, 1428 nucleotides. NCBI's taxonomy places the organism in Eukaryota, Viridiplantae, Streptophyta, Magnoliopsida, Malpighiales, Linaceae. The record is from the annotation of a GenBank genome assembly.